CACGUUAUAGUUAAUACUAGUUGUUAAUAUUAUAUCAAUUCCCAUUCCCAUUCCCCCAAACCCCAAAUUUUACCCGGAAAACUCAUUUCCCAGCAAUUUCCUUCAUUUUGACUUCGGGGUCGAUCUCUACAUUGGAUCGAUCGCUCUCUCUUUUAAUCUCAAAGGGAUUUUAGAUUUGGGGGCAAAAAGACCAAAAGAGAUUAUGGCAAGUGGGUUUGGUGAAUCAACAAGCAGACCUUCACAAAACCCUUCUUUUUCAAGCAAUAACAAUAAUAACAGUGAUGCUGGUAAUUUUGAAUGCAAUAUUUGCCUUGACUUAGCUCAAGACCCAAUUGUGACUUUAUGUGGACAUCUUUUCUGCUGGCCUUGCCUUUACAAAUGGCUCCACGGUCACUCGCAAGCCCAGGAAUGCCCGGUUUGCAAGGCCCUUGUUGAGGAGGAGAAGUUGGUCCCAUUGUAUGGUAGGGGAAAGACAUCGACUGAUCCGAGAUCAAAGUCUAUUCCUGGUGUUGACAUUCCUAAUCGUCCAGCUGGGCAGAGACCCGAGACAGCUCCUCCACCCGAACCAAAUCAUUUUGCCCACCACGGCCACGGGUUUGGAUUAACUGGUGGGUUGGGAGGUUUUGCACCAAUGGCAAGUGCUAGGUUUGGGAAUUUCACUUUCUCUGCGGCUUUUGGUGGUCUCAUUCCAUCUCUGUUUAACCUGCAGUUACAUGGGUUUCCUGAUGCUACUAUGUAUGGUACCCCGGCUGGUUUCCCUUAUGGGUUUUCUAAUUCAUUUCAUGGUGGCCAUGUGCAUGGAUUCCAUCAGCGUACAGGUCAAAGGCAUCAGGAUAAUAAUCUGAAGAGGCUGCUUUUGCUUAUUGCAUUUUGUGUUCUUCUUGCUCUUCUUUGGCAAUAGCUUAGAUCUGCUAUCGGAACAUGAGCAGCUAUGCUUAGGGGUAACUCUUUGUGCGGUUGUUAUCUGUUAGUUCAAAAACCCUUUUUGUGAUUAAGAAAAUUGUCUAUAUUAUACUUUGUCUGUGAGUUUCUAACUCAUUCUAUCAGAAUAUAAAGUGUGGUUAAAUGUUUUGGUUGUUC
Quercus robur (English oak) is the source of this 1080-nucleotide messenger RNA. RefSeq lists its product as uncharacterized. Gene Ontology annotation, molecular function: metal ion binding; ubiquitin-like protein conjugating enzyme binding; ubiquitin protein ligase activity. Gene Ontology annotation, biological process: ubiquitin-dependent protein catabolic process. The record is from RefSeq and is a predicted model, not a curated record. Bases 203 to 901 code for a protein of 232 amino acids. Lineage: Eukaryota; Viridiplantae; Streptophyta; Magnoliopsida; Fagales; Fagaceae. The transcript is spliced from 2 exons. Gene Ontology annotation, cellular component: endoplasmic reticulum.